AUGAAUUUUCCAUGGUUGGGCUUCAUCACCCUCCUUCCCUCCGCCGUCUCGAUCUGCCCUGAGGUAUGUACGGCGGCUGGAGGUACAUCUUGGCCGUGCAGAUACUACAAUGGCGGACAGUGCACCGUGGAUGUGAACCCCAGUGCCACCCGAGCAGCGGCGCAAGACAUCAACAUUGCGGUCAUCAGCCCCUACACCGGUGUCAUCGGGGACAUGAUGACGAUGGCCGAACCUCUCCUUGCCCUGGCAGCACAGGAGAUUGAGGACAGCAACUACCUUCCAGGCUACCGGGUGAACUUGCAUCUUACCGACUCAGGCUGCGACGAGGCCCAAGGGACAGAGGCCACCAUCGAAGCAUUCACCGUCGGUCCCACGAAGCACGCGAUCCUGGGUGACUCCUGCAGUCACCUGGCUCGGAGAAUUUUUGGGGGCCUGAAUGAUUCAACCGGGUUUUUCUUUGCGCGUUCAUUCCUCUCAAAGGCUCCAGGAGGGUUUAGGAGUUUCGGGUCUUUGCUGUUUUUUUCCUUUAUGUAG
Molecule: messenger RNA, 534 nt
Organism: Symbiodinium sp. CCMP2592
Lineage: Eukaryota; Dinophyceae; Suessiales; Symbiodiniaceae
Source: the annotation of a GenBank genome assembly